Messenger RNA from Condylura cristata (star-nosed mole), 1554 nucleotides. It is a transcript of the gene CLDN4, whose product is annotated as claudin 4. Gene Ontology annotation, cellular component: plasma membrane; bicellular tight junction. Bases 66 to 695 code for a protein of 209 amino acids. Gene Ontology annotation, molecular function: structural molecule activity. The record is from RefSeq and is a predicted model, not a curated record. NCBI's taxonomy places the organism in Eukaryota, Metazoa, Chordata, Mammalia, Eulipotyphla, Talpidae. The transcript has a single exon. Gene Ontology annotation, biological process: cell adhesion; bicellular tight junction assembly.
CCUCCAGCCCACAAGGCCAGGUCUCCACAGGCUUUUGGGUCCCAGACCGUGGUAGACGCUGAGCAAUGGCCUCCAUGGGGCUGCAGGUAAUGGGCAUUGCCCUGGCUGUGCUGGGCUGGCUGGGUGCCAUCCUGAGCUGCGCGCUGCCCAUGUGGCGCGUGACGGCCUUCAUCGGCAGCAACAUCGUCACAUCACAGACCAUCUGGGAGGGCCUGUGGAUGAACUGCGUGGUGCAGAGCACUGGCCAGAUGCAGUGCAAGGUCUACGACUCGCUGCUGGCGCUGCCCCAGGACCUGCAGGCCGCCCGCGCGCUCAUCGUGAUCUGCAUCAUCGUGGCUGUGCUGGGCGUGCUGCUGUCCGUGGUGGGUGGCAAGUGUACCAACUGCGUGGAGGACGAGGGCGCCAAGGCCAAGAUCAUGAUUGUGGCGGGCGUGGUGUUCCUGCUGGCCGGCCUGCUGGUCAUGGUGCCUGUGUCCUGGACGGCCCACAACAUCAUCCAAGAUUUCUACAACCCCCUGGUGGCCUCAGGCCAGAAGCGGGAGAUGGGCGCCGGGCUCUACAUUGGCUGGGCAGCCUCUGGCCUGCUGCUUCUCGGGGGAGCCCUGCUCUGCUGCAACUGCCCACCUCGCACCGACAAGCCCUACUCGGCCAAGUACAUCCCCGCCCGCUCCGCACAGGGCAGCAACUACGUGUAAGGUGCCACCACUCCGCUCUGACGCUUUGGCUUCGUUUCUCCAUAGACUGAGCUCCGUGCCGCCUAUGACCCUGGGAUGGCGCGGCCACAGGCUGCGGGCUGAAGGGGCUGGGCAAACAGGGACUAAGCCAGGCCAGCGGCCCUCAGCCCCUCUUGGACACCUGACCACAGCCCACCUCGACAACAAUGGACAGAAAGACUCCUGGGCCUCGCUCCCGAGUGGCCACCACCAGGGGAGGGGGCUGGGGCAGCAGGGUGUGGCCACAGAGCUGGGAGCUGGCGCCUGCUGGCCAGGACAGCUCAGCCUUGACUUUGUUUGGGUUUGAGUAUGCCCUGCCCAUGCCUGUGUUGACCAUUGUCCCCUUCUCUGAUCUUCUCCACUCCCUCUACCCACAUCUUUGGGUGGGUCAGGGAGCACUGGGCUGUUCCUUGCCCAUGGAAACCUGUGGCCAUGAGAUUGGCUGGGCCUUGCUCAUAGAGGAGCACAAAGUGGACAGACAGGUUUAGAGGGGAGGGGUGAGGGCACCACAAACUGGUUUGGGGAGUCGUGGGGGAGGGGGCUCUUGAGGCAGCCCACUUGGCCUCCACCCCUCCUCCCUUCUGUCCCCGCCACAGCCAGGCAGCCCCCCAGGUCCACCUCAGCAGAAGGACCCUGCCUCCUGAGACUGGCUACCUCUGGAUUGCCGCCCCUGUCAAGGUCACUGGCUAGCCUGGAGAGGGCAGGGGAGCGGUCUUUUGCUGGCCCUCAUCCCCGGACACCCUGGGGCUUUUCCCUGCCUCCCAUGCAGUUUCUGUUUUGUAAUUUAAGAUCUGUUUGUCACUGUAGUUACUGUUGUUUUCUAUAAUAAAUGGGACCUGUG